AUGAACAGCUUGCCUCAGGAGUUGGUGGAGCGCGUUUGCGUCUUCCUAACCCGCGACGACCUGAAGAACACGCUUACGCUUUCGAGAAGCUUUCAAUAUGCUUCAGAGCGAGCAUCCAAAGCAUACACAACGUUCGACCUGAACUCUUCGAACACAGAAGACUUUAAAAAACUAUAUGCUGGCCGUCGGUGGGUGUAUCUUCGGCAUGUGCGAUACCAGACUUACAUCCCACCAUCCGCAGAGGUAGCAGACGCGGAACACCUAGCAAAGCACAAUUGCCGUGAAUCGCCUCAAGAACUUCGGGAGAAAGACGAGCUAUUCACUGAGCAAAUCAAAUCCAUUUUUGAUACUAUAAAAUCGUUGGAGGACAGCUCUUCAGAAGGAAAACUCCAACUGACCAUCUACGCACCGGUUCGAGAGGUCCGUGAGACUUGCGCCCAUCGCAAGUGUAUAAGCUGGCGACUCCACCUACUUUCUCCCGACUCACUUCCGCAUCUCGGCUCAGUGCGAGCCUUGCGCAUCGAGGAUCCUAGAAUCAUCUAUCCAUUGGAGGACAAUAACUCACUGCUGAAGAUUGAUCUGCGGGUCAUUGUGGAUCUGGCUGUGAAGUUCCCUCGUCUGGAAUACUUGGGCUGCAAACUCUUCGCUGGCAGCGGAUGGACGCCCUACUACAACUCAGAAGUCGCUCGAACGUAUAGUCGCGAUUGCGAUCGACCAGGCCCGCUUCGGGAUACGCGUCUGGGAUUCGCGAAAGCUCUUGAUAACGCCUCUCUCCCUUCAACCCUCCGUGAGGCGCAACUUGACUUCCUGUGGCCCAUGUCGUCUGCAGAGCGUAUCGACCAUGACGAGCGCAUACCGAACCUCGCAGGCUCGAAUACUUACGACCUCUUUAGCAGCAGCCUGAGGGCUCUGUCAUAUGGGUUGCGAAGGCUGGAGCUUAAGCUGGUCGCCGACGCAAGCUUAUUCUGGCCCUCUGCCGGCUCAACAUCUUAUCCGAAUCUUGAAAGUGUCUGUAUACUAUUCCAUAUGUCAACUCCAGCCGGACGUUGGUACUUCGAUGGUCCCGAUGGCCUUGGUAGCGAUGCUGAGGGAUUCCAAGUCGAUGAGGGAUCUUACCCUCCGCUAGAGGACACCUCUGAUGAUGAAGCACUCGAUGAGGAAGUCGAUGAUGAAGGCCUGAAUACAGAAAUAGUCAACAACAAGCGGUUCCGCGUCCGACCCAAUAACGAAGUCUUGUCUCCAUUCCUCACCGCCUUUGCUAAAGCAGCGUCUGAGAUGCCGAAAUUGAAAGAAGCUUCCUUGUGGUCCCCGCUCAGAUGGCAGACGGGUGAUGCCUAUGGAAACAGUGACGAAUUGGGCAAGAAUAUCGCAAAAUGGCCUGAUCGACCUUUGGCUUGGGGCAUUACAUAUAUUGCACCAAAGACUUUCGGAUUCCAUUUUGAGGGACAGCAUUAUUCGCAGUCGCGACAGCUAUUCUGGACUACCGGCACGUGGCGGCCGAGUGACGAACUUCACGAUCUCUUCGGUCGGAUCGGCGACCAGAGUGUGGAACUGCUGGAGUAUUGGGGAUUGGACAAUUACGGCAAAGAAAUGUUGCCUCUGCGCGAAGUCUUCGACCAGUUCCAGAUCUAUGGACGGCGUCACCCAGCUUGUGCAUGGCCUGUGGACAAGUCGUUCAUUAUACACAAGACGCUACAAUAA
Messenger RNA from Paraphaeosphaeria sporulosa, 1701 nucleotides. RefSeq lists its product as uncharacterized. The coding region runs from base 1 to 1701 and encodes 566 amino acids. The record is from RefSeq and is a predicted model, not a curated record. Lineage: Eukaryota; Fungi; Ascomycota; Dothideomycetes; Pleosporales; Didymosphaeriaceae. The transcript has a single exon.